AUGACAACAGAGCGAUGGCUCCUAGCAAAAGGGUGAGAAAUGUGAUGUGUGUUUGAACGAGGAGCACCAAACGCAAGCUACCGUUUUUAUGAAGAGGCACCAUGUCUCUGUUCAAAGCUCGUGACUGGUGGUCAGCAGCUCUUGGUGAGGGGGAGGAAUUUGACCAGGGAUGCCUAUGUGUUGGAGAUGUGGACAACAGUGGCACAGGGCAUGACAAGAUUGUGGUGGGCAGCUACAUGGGGAUGCUGCGGCUCUUCUCCCCACAUACCAAUAAAUCGAGUGAAGGAGGCCCAGCUGAUGCACAGCUCCUAGAAGUCCAGCUCCAAAAUGCCAUCAUCCAGGUUGAAGUGGGGAAGUUUGUCUCGUGUUCAGAGCUUCUUCACUUGGCUGUUCUUCACCCCAGAAAGCUGUCGGUCUAUUCUGUUUCAAGCACUGCAGGGAAUGUGGAUCAUGGAGAUCAGUACCAGAUGAAGUUGGUUUAUGAGCAAAACUUGCAAAGAACGGCCUGCAACAUGACAUAUGGGACAUUUGGAGGAGUAACAGGUCACCAUUCCCUGUGCAUCCAGUCCAUGGACGGGAUGUUGAUGUUUUUCGAGCAGGACAGCUACUCCUUUGGCCGGUUCCUCCCUGGUUUUCUGCUGCCUGGCCCGCUGGCCUACAACCCCAGAACUGACAGCUUCCUCACUGUGUCCUCUGCUCGCCAGCUGGAGAGCUACAAGUAUGAGACGCUGGCUGUGGCUACAGAUGCAGAGAGUCGACAGGAUUCUGACUUGCCCCUUAAAACUGGGGGCAAGAGGCUGACGCCUGACUGGACAUUUGUCCUGGGAGAGCAUGCCCUGGACCUGGUGGUGCCCUCCUUCUCCCACUCCUCUUCCUCCAUCCUCAUGCUGGGUGAGAGAAACUUCUUCUGUUUCCGAGACAAUGGACAGAUCCGCUUCAUGAAGAAGCUGGAAUUCAACCCAAGCUGUUUUCUGCCCUACGCCUCAGUGACAGACGGCACCACAAACCUGAUGCUAGGUAACCACACCAACAUGUUGUUGGUUUACCAGGAUGUGACUCUGAAAUGGGCAGCCCAGCUCUCCUUUGUGCCUGUGGCUGUUCGAGUUGCCAACUUCCCGGACCUGAAGGGAGUUGUGGUCAGUCUGAGCUCUGAUGGCCAUCUCCUGUGCUCAUACAUGGGUACAGACCCCUCCUUCUUCUCAACUCCAAAAGUAGAUGCCAGGGAAGCUGACUAUGAGCAGGUGGAUACUGAGAUGAAAAAACUGCAAAGAUUCAUCAGAGAGGCCACCAGGACUCAAGACAUCCUGCCCAAAACUGACACUGUGGAGGACCUUUCUGUCACAGCUGCUGUGUCCUCGAGCCUGGACAAACCAUCUCAUGCUCUGAUCCAAGAUAUUGAUGGUCUGCUUGUCCCUUCAGUCACCAUAAAAGUGAAAGUGAAGUCCAGUUCAGUUCUGCAGUCCUCUAAGCUCUCCAUUUGUGUUCAGCCUCCCCUGGCUGUCACUCAAGACCAGUUUGUUCUGGAGCCCAUGGGUGUUGGUUCCACAAAAGUUGUGGCAUUUUCAGCCUUUUUGAAUGGCCGGUACCCCCCUGCUGAUCUGACUGGAGACAUCCUUGUGUCCUACAGCUCACCAACAGGAGUUCCCCGGAUUCUUCAGUCCAAGUUCAACCUUCCUCUGGCGUUGAUGUGUGUACCUUCAGCUCCAGUCAAAACAACCAAGUUUAAGAUCACUGUAGACACCAACCAGCCACCAGUUGACCUCAGCACCAUUUUCCAAGAGUUUUCGGCAAAAUCAGAAGAUAAAGAUGGGAAUAGUUUGGCUUUCCAGUUUCUCUCUGGAGCCAAAGUUACUGUGCUGGCCUCCAAGACCUCCCAACGUUACCGCAUUCAGAGUGACAGCUUUGAGGACAUGUGGUUGGUGGUAAAGGAGCUGGUUCACAGGUUUGAUCAACAUUUUUCCAAACUGGGAAUCAAAGACUUCAAGAAAAGCUUCAGUGGUCCACUGCCACUGCAGGAGUACUUCCUGUCUGUAGACCACCACUUUCAGCUGCGUGUCAGUGCUCAGCAGUAUCAGGAUCUGCUGUCGGAGCGAGCGGUUCAGUUCAGAGCCAUCCAGCGCCGUCUGCUGACUCGAUUCAAAGACAAAACUCCAGCACCUCUGCAAAACCUGGACACACUGUUGGAUGCCACCUACACCCAGGUAAUGGCGCUGGCGGAGGCCGCAGAGGACAACCGGACUCUUCUGGAGGAGGCAUUCGUCCGUCUGCGGAGCGCCACACACCUGCUUGUCCUGCUGAUAUCGCUGUGGCAGGGCCUGACCCCUGAUCAGACUGCCAUCUUGGAGGCCACACUACUACCACUGCUGCAGGACACACCACAGCUGGGCUGGGAGGAGAGCUGUGACGCGGCUGUCUCUCACCUCCUGCGGAGCUGCUUGUCACGGAGCCCCAAGGACCAGGCCACGUCUCUGGCCCAGACAGGAGGCCCCGUGCUCGGCCUUCCACAGGACACUGCCCGCCUCAAGAAGCACAUCACCCUGCUAUGCGACCGCAUUGGCAAGGGAGGUCGCCUCACCCUGGCAUCUGAGGCUAAUGUUCAGGUUCCUGCUCAGGUUCAGAAUCUCGCUGCUCCAGGAGGUGUCGAGCCGAUAGCAGAGGCAGCUGGUGAAGGGGAGGAGAUGGAACUUCCACAGGAGCCCACCAAGUUCAUCAAGAAGAAGCAGCCCUCUAAGAAAAGCAAGAAAGAUAAAGACUCCAAAGAGAAGAAAGAUGUUUCCAGAGAGCCGUCAGAGGCAUCUGUGAAAGAAGAAAGAGGUGGUGCAGAGGAACCUGUCAAAGAGGCAAAAAAGGAAAAGAAGGAGUCGUCCAAAGAGAAAAAGGAGUCAAAGAAAGAUUCUACCAAAGAGGCCAAAGAGCCCAAGGAGGAGGCAAAAAAGGAAUCCAAGAAGGAGUCAUCUUCUUCCAAGGAGAAAAAGGAGAAGAAGGAAAAGGACAAAGACAAGGAAGGAAAGGAGUCAGGGGACAAAAAAGUGUCCAGGAAGUCAUCUGUAAAAGUGAAAGAGAAGAAGGAGCCAGAGGCUGCAGAGGGCUAACAAAGCAGUGCAAUAAGUUUAUUCCAUAUGCACACAGAUACAAACGUAAACAAAACACAAGAUUUGUAUAUAGCACAUACAUGCACAUUCAGGGCCUCACACGUAUGACUGAAGGUAUAUAUUAUACACCAUGCAAAACUAAACAUUUACAGGGUCUUAUAAUUUGACCCCAUACAGAUACACACUGACAUAUGCAGUCAGAUAUAUAUUUCUAUGUAAAUAUACUCAGUCAAGGUCACAUAUUCAGUGGCAAAGCCAUUUCCUCCCAGAUGCAUAUUUACAUCGCCUGGUAAUAACUGAUCCUCACACGUAAAUACUCACUUUCUCCUGAACCACACCACAUUCAGCAGUUUUAGUGUGUGUGGUGGGCAACUGUGGUAAGGUCUGAGCCUACGGAGAAUGAGGAUGAAGGCGGAAUCCUCUUCUUCAGGCAUUUCACUGACUCUCUUACUGUCUUUGUCCUGCUUCAGCAGCAGUGGAGCCCACAGUCCUGCACCUCCCUGAUCCCAGUCAAGCCCCAAACCACCCCCUCGCCCACGCACACUCCUGGAUGUGACGUCAGACCCGUUCUCUUGCCCUCUCGUCCCUUCGCGUGGCUCCAGGCCUCACCAGAGGCCUCCCCCGCUUAUGGACCAAGAAUAAGUUGCCAGGCGCGUCCAGCCGUUCCGCUGCUUCCGGGUAAAUCAAGGCCACAUCCUACAGACACCACCACCCACCACUGCUGCUGCUGCUGCUACUGCCACCCCUCUAACCACCACCACUGAGGUUUUUUUUUUUUUUUCCUGUGGACACUUGAGAACAUGCAGCGGCUGAUGUACGCAUACUUUAAACUCGUCUGGAAACCAGUAGGGCAUUUUUGAAUAGGCACGGUGGCAAAUAUGAACUUGUGGGCCCAGUUCAAUGUGACAUGUUUUUCUGUUUAUUUCCUAGAUCAUUUUUAAGGACAAGCUGCUUUGAGCGGCUUCUUAAACAUCAGCAUUUAUCAAAAUAUGAGCGUUAUUAGAGCUGUCAGAACAGAAUUAAGAACAGAGCAGAACUAAUUAAACAGCGAAUAAUGUGUGUAAUGUACUUCAACCUAUUUGAAUAAACUGCAUUCUAAAUAAUACAAAAAUGUCAGUUUAGCACAAUUAAAUGUAAUCUUGGCGCUAUAUACUCUAGUGUGUAUUGAAUAAAUGUGGACAGUAAAUUACUGGUUUCAGAAAGUUGCAGAAUAAGUCAAACAGUGGAUAUCAGAAGACAUGGGGCCUUCAGAACUUGGCUAAGCAACAUUUCUGAUGGGGUAAACUUUCCUUUCAUCUUGAACAAACUGAGAAGCAUCAUAUUCUUCCAAAAGUGAUGCCCCAAGACAAUUAUGUAACCUAAAGCCUAUCUACUGAAUAGGCUGAGCUUAAGGACAAAUUGCUUUCUAGGAUUUCCAAUGCAAUUUUUUAAGUUGGGGCAAAAAUCUUUGAGACACAGGUCUCAACACAUAUGCUUAUUAAGAAAAAAAACUAACACCAUAAGGACACAUUCUCAUUGCAGGACUCAUCCAUAUAUCCUUGGUUGGCAGUUUGUAAGACACAUUUACUACUUUUAUUUUAACCUAAUUAAAGACUUUUAUACGUAAUUGUUUGCACACACGCAAAUUCAGUAAUAUUAAGUUGUAUUUCUGCCAGAAUUUAAGCGUAUCUGCUUCAGCCAUUGAUGUUGUGCUAGCAGCUCUGCACCACACCACAAGUCCACUUCAGGCUUCUUGUCUUAUGUCCAGUUUCAGCUCUUCUGUCCACUGGGAAACUUAUUAUUAGCUUGAGUUGAGACAGAUGCCUGUUCACAAUAUUGGUCAAGACCUCUGUUGUUAAAAAAAAAAACCUCAUGUACUGUAGUUUGAAUAAAAGCUUUUUUUUUUUUUCUUUUUUUAUGUGUAGAUAUUUUGAAUUUUGUUCAGUGACAGAUAAAGGUGAAGCAGCACCAGCUUGUUCUUGCCAAGACAGAUUGUUAGAAAUGUCUGUGAUGUUACAAAUGUUCCCAUUGGACACAAUGUAAUUCAAGUUGCUUUUUCAGUUCACAUUGAAUGUUUGUAAAAUAGAUUUUGUAAUUGUUGUAGUUGUGAUUCAGAUUCACCAGUUUCCUGUUCUGGGUCUGCUUUUAUAGCCACUAUUCACCCCAAAAGAAGAGUUUCUACACCUGUUAAUGAGCAACUUUGUUUUUAGUGUGCAGCUUGUAGAAGAUCCCGAAACUCGAUGAUGAAUUACAUUUAUUCAUGAAACAUUUAGUAAUAAAAGUUAGUACAGUAACUA
Melanotaenia boesemani (Boeseman's rainbowfish) is the source of this 5368-nucleotide messenger RNA. It is a transcript of the gene bbs9, whose product is annotated as Bardet-Biedl syndrome 9. The transcript is spliced from 22 exons. Bases 102 to 3092 code for a protein of 996 amino acids. Gene Ontology annotation, biological process: cilium assembly. The record is from RefSeq and is a predicted model, not a curated record. Gene Ontology annotation, cellular component: membrane; BBSome. NCBI's taxonomy places the organism in Eukaryota, Metazoa, Chordata, Actinopteri, Atheriniformes, Melanotaeniidae.